Messenger RNA from Laetiporus sulphureus 93-53, 2727 nucleotides. RefSeq lists its product as uncharacterized. Lineage: Eukaryota; Fungi; Basidiomycota; Agaricomycetes; Polyporales; Laetiporaceae. The coding region runs from base 1 to 2727 and encodes 908 amino acids. The transcript has 26 exons. Gene Ontology annotation, cellular component: cytoplasm. Gene Ontology annotation, molecular function: peptide binding; metalloaminopeptidase activity; zinc ion binding. Gene Ontology annotation, biological process: peptide catabolic process; proteolysis. The record is from RefSeq and is a predicted model, not a curated record.
AUGUCCUCCGCUGCGGACCCCAACAAUGUCGAUUAUCGUCUGCCGACGAACGUCAAACCGACGCACUAUGACCUCACCGUGCGCACGGACCUCCCCGCCGCGCGCUUCGACGGUGUCGUGAAGAUCAGCCUGGAUGUGAAGGAGGAGACAUCGUCGAUCGUCCUCAAUACCAAGGAGCUCAAGCUCAGUGGCGUCUCGCUUUCGUGGGGAAGCCCCCGCGCGGAGAUGGCGCCCAAGGAUAUGGCGUUCGAUACUGCGAUGGAGAGGGGGAUAUUGACGUUUCCUAGCAAGCUACCGAAAGGCGCGAAAGCGCAGCUUAGGAUUGCAUUUGAAGGCGAGCUUACGGGCGCGAUGAUGGGAUAUUACAAGUCGGUUGGAGGCGCAGAUGGGAAGGAGGUGUAUGCGCUGACGCAGUUCGAGCCUACCGCCGCGCGCAAGGCGUUCCCGUGCUGGGACGAGCCCCUGCUCAAGGCGACCUUCGCGGUCACGCUCAUCUCGCGCGCAGACACGGUCGCCCUGAGCAACAUGUCCGCCAAGUCUGAGUCGGUGUACGAGCCUGGCGCAGACGACAAGGACGGCACCGUCGCGUGGCUCGCGGAGAAACUUGCGGCUCUGACGAUCACGGAGAAAGAUGCGCAGGCGGAUAAGUGGAAGAUCACCAAGUUCGAGACGAGCCCACCGAUGUCGACGUAUUUGGUCGCGUUUGCGAAUGGCCGGUUCAAGUACCUGGAGGACUCAUACACCAGUCCACUCAGCGGGAAGACGCGCCCUUUGCGUGUCUACGCGACGGAGGAAAUCAUCGGCAAAGCUGCGUUCGGGCUCGAGGUCAAGAAGAAGGUUCUCCCGCUCUACGAAAAGGUGUUCGAUAUUGAGUAUCCGCUGCCGAAGCUCGACACGCUCGUUGCGCACGACUACGAUGCUGGCGCAAUGGAGAACUGGGGCUUGAUUACGGGGCGGACGACAGCGUACCUGCUUGAUCCCAAGUCGGGCGACCUGCAGACGAAGAAGGCGAUCGCGAGCACGCAGUGCCACGAGGUCGCGCAUAUGUGGUUCGGAGAUAUCACGACGAUGGCAUGGUGGGACAACUUGUAUUUGAAUGAAGGUUUUGCGACUCUGAUGGGCGAGGCUAUAGACAAGAUCUUUCCGGAGUGGAAGUUGCACUCGGCGUUCAUCUCUAAUCACCUCGUGUAUGCAAUGGGUGUAGAUGCCAAAUUGUCUUCACACCCCAUCGAAGUCGAAUGUCCGGAUGCGAACAUGGUCAACCAGAUUUUCGAUGGACUCUCGUACUCCAAGGCUGCUUCAGUGCUACGCAUGCUCUCGAAUUACGUCGGCGAGGAUCGCUUCCUCAAGGGCGUGUCGAUCUACCUCAAGAAGCAUCUUUUCGCGAACAGUGUCACGACGGACCUCUGGGAGGGCAUCCAGACUGCGACGGGUCUGGACAUCCCAAAGAUGAUGGAUGCUUGGGUCAAGAAGAUGGGCUAUCCGGUCAUAACUGUCAAAGAGUUAGAUGGUGGGAUUCAGAUCCGCCAGGAUCGUUUCCUCGAGACGGGGCCCUCGGAGGCGAAGGACAAUGAGACUCUCUGGACCAUCCCUUUGAGCCUCUUGACCGUGACCAAGACGGGUGAAGUGACCGUAAAUAAGGAUGCCGUCCUCAACGAGCGCGAAAGGUUUAUCCCGCUCGACGUCAGCCAGCCUUUCAAGCUGAACGCGGGGACAGUCAGCUUUUGCCGUGUGCUUUACUCUCCGGAACGGCUCGUCAAGAUCGGCCAGGAGGCGGUCAAGACGCCGUCGCCGCUAUCGAUCGAGGACCGUAUGGGCCUCGUCGACGACGCGCUCGCGCUUGCCAAGGCAGGGUUCACGAAAGUCAGCAGCGCGCUUUCCCUCAUCGACGUGUUUCGCCACGAGCAGGAAUACUUGGUGUGGAGCAGUAUUGCUGCAAACCUUACGUUGCUUAGGUCAGUAUGGUGGGAGCAUGAGAACAUUGUGGAGAAUGUGCAGAAGCUCCGCAGGACACUGCUCGGCCCUAUCGUAGAGCGCCUUGGCUACAAGUAUUCAGACUCAGAUUCGGCAGACACGCGCGAGCUACGCACGCUCGCGAUCUCGCAGGCAGCGGGAGCACAGCAUCCAAGCGUUGUAAAGGAGUUGCGUGAGCGCUUUGCACAUUAUAUGAAGACGGGCGAUGACUCGAACAUCCCGUCGGAGCUCGAGCGUCAGGUCUAUAGCACGGCUGUGUACCACGGCGGUCGUGCGGAGUGGGACGCUGUCCAGGCAGUUCUGAAGAAGCCAAAGAACCCGACGACCGCGGUCGCAGCGAUGCUAGCGAUGGGUAAUACGCAGGAUUUGCAGCUUGCGCAGGAGACGUUUGAUUAUAUGAUGAAGGAGGCGAGGGACCAGGAUGUUAUGUACUUCUUCGUGGGGUUGUCGAGAAACGACAAGACGAGGAGGUUCUUGGCGAAGGCGUUUAAGGAUAACUACGAUGCGUUGUACAAGCGGUUGGAGGGGAACUUUAGCAUGCAGAACCUCGUCAAAUUCUCGUUUAGGACACUCUCAACGGACACUGACUACGAGGAGACGGCUGAGUUCUUCAAGGGUAAAGACACCUCGAAGUACGACAUGGCGCUGAAGCAGACUCUGGAGGACAUCGCGUCGAAGGCAUCGUGGAUCAAACGAUCGACGACGGAUAUUCAGCAAUGGUUCAAGGAAAAGAAUGGCGGAGCGAGCCUAUGA